Thermochaetoides thermophila DSM 1495 is the source of this 2388-nucleotide messenger RNA. RefSeq lists its product as uncharacterized. NCBI's taxonomy places the organism in Eukaryota, Fungi, Ascomycota, Sordariomycetes, Sordariales, Chaetomiaceae. The transcript has 2 exons. The coding region runs from base 1 to 2388 and encodes 795 amino acids. The record is from RefSeq and is a predicted model, not a curated record. Gene Ontology annotation, biological process: endoplasmic reticulum unfolded protein response. Gene Ontology annotation, molecular function: protein binding.
AUGGCGGACGAACAGCCGAGGACAUCCAACCCAGCCCCUGUUUCCCAGGAAGAUGGUCCUUUGCUGGUAAACCUCCACAUACUGUCGCCUACAGACGGGGUGGGAAACCUGCGGUUUCCGGGUCUGCCAGCUGCGACGACCAUCCGUGAACUGAAGGCAAAGAUUAGAGAGACUCUUGAAGCGCGACCAGCAGAUGAAGACCAAAGGUUGAUCCAUCGGGGUCGCGUGCUCGCGCGCGACACAGACACACUGAAAGAUGUAUUCGGUGAGCAAGAGAUUCGGACAAGCGAUCAACAGACGAUCCACUUGGUAGUGAGGAAUCCGGAGCACCAGCCAUCUCGAUCAAGCACCACGAGUUCGACCCCUGGCCAAGGCACCUCAACACAGACGCAAGCUCCUGGUCCUGACUCUGCUCUGCCGCGUCUUGAUGCUCAGCCCCAGCGCCCGUUCCAGUUCCAGCAAGCCCAUAUCAUCCGUCAGGUGGGCCCAACCUUUGCUGUUGGCGCUGUCGUUCGACCAGGUUCGGCGCCGAUCACGCUACCACACGUCACAGGCCAAAACCAACACCAGGAGUUCCUUCAGCGACUAAAUCAGCUUCAUCAACGGGGAGAAGCAUUGCGGGAGGCAAACUUGCGCCAGCUUCUUGCUCAGCAGCGUGGUACUUUGGGUUCCCAUGGCACAGUUGAGUCUGCGAACAGCCAAGGAAGCUCAGGAAACUUAGGCAAUUCAGAGGUGGGGAGAAGUAGCAGUCCGACCCGACAAACAUCACAGACAAUUACCCGCGAGGGCACCACGCAAGAUGGACAGCAUUUUAGCUUCAGAAUCACUUUCAACGAAGUCGUCACCCAUGCCGGUACGACUUCACGCACUCCUACUGGGACAGCGUCAUCUGGUGAUGCAGCUGGCCCACGGCCUCUCUCCGCCGCUGAGGUCCAGAACAUCAUCCAAGCUGCUGAUGCUGCUAGAACUGCUCAAGUUAUGGCUAAUGCCAUUCAACGAAGCACAUCAGAACCCCCGCCAGCGAAUGUGGUCGAGAAUCUUGCUAAUCACGGCUUCGGUAACCCCAUCCAACCAAUCCAGCCAGGGGUAACGACCCCUAUCAUUCCUGCCCUAUCACGAAAUACUAGUCACACUGUGACCCCUGAUCCAUCAGCAAGAUCACCGAGUCAGAGAAAUAACGCUGUGUUCAGCAGCCAAUAUGCGGAGCCUAGCAAUCAGCAAAACGAACAAUCCACCUCGCAGUCCGCUACGGCAAACCAAACUACCGGCUUGUCCAGCAGUCAGCAGGCAUCUUCAGAACAGCGACAAUCACCCCAGACCUAUCCAGAGGUUUAUCUUCUCUCGUCCCCCACCGGCCCUCGGGCGGUGUUGAUUAACAACGGCCCGUCUGACAUGUACAUCACAUCACCGCCGCGAGUUUCACAAUAUACCCCCAGUUACUACUACAGGGCACCAGCAUUUCCCUAUAUUGUACCAGCGCAAACAGCAACACCUCAAAUUCAAGUUCAACCAGGGCAAGCACGCGUGACUAUAGCCGUGCCGGGCCAGGCAGAAGUGCGUAUAGAUACACCUGCUUUGGCUCAGCAACCGCAGCCAAUGGCGGCUCAAGUAUUUGCACCGCGCAAUGAUGAGCAAGAAGGCCUACGUCGACGACCAGUUGCCGCCCAACCUGUGGCUGCUGAACUGCCACAUCCUGUCCCCCAGCUCCGUAAUCCCCAUGGAAAUCCCGGGGCUGUUGCCGUCGCCGUUGCACUGUGGCCACAUAUCUGGUUGGUGAUCCGACUGCUCGCUUUUGCAUGGUGGUUCUCGUACAGUAAUCCGUCCUGGGAGCGUUGGCUGUCACUUGCCAUCGCUGCCCUGGUCGUGUUUGCUAUUAACACGGGUAUUUUGAAUGGCAUCAUCAACACUGCCUUCCAUCCAGUUAGGGAACAGCUGGAAGGCCUUAUCCCGUUCGCAGAUCCCAAUCGGCAACCAGAGCAAGGCCAGAACCAGAACGGCCAAAAUGGAGCGGACCCUGAUCCUGCCCAGAUGGCUGCAAGGCUCGUUGCUGAAAGGAGAGCUGCCAACCGCAACUGGCUAAUGCAUCAGUGGAGACGGAUUGAGCGCGCCGGAAUCCUCUUUCUGGCUAGCUUUGCCCCGGGUGUGACCGAAAGGCAUAUUCAACUGCUUGAGCAGCGUGAGAGGGCUGAGCGGAGGGCCGCUGAGGAGACAAGGGCAGCUGCUGAACGGGCUGCUCGGGAGAACCGUGAGACACAGCAACAAGGACAGGAUCAAGCGCCGUCCAGUCAGACAGGGAACGAGCAGACCACUUCAGGGGCUAGUGCACAGCAACCGGCACCACAGCAACAACCUCUUGCUCAAGCGCAGCCGCAACUAGUUGAGACGUAG